This is a messenger RNA of Acromyrmex echinatior (Panamanian leafcutter ant), 1026 nucleotides long. RefSeq lists its product as uncharacterized. NCBI's taxonomy places the organism in Eukaryota, Metazoa, Arthropoda, Insecta, Hymenoptera, Formicidae. The record is from RefSeq and is a predicted model, not a curated record.
CAAUGCGCUAGUUGCGUGCCUGCGCCGCCGCCAUCUUAUCUUGCCGUGUUCGCGACGUCCGCGAACGAACUAACCGUUGUUAUGUCCAUGCGAUCAUUGUCGCGCUCCUCCGAACAGUCUGAACGUCGUCGCACGUUCGUAUAUCGCACGUUACGCGACGUCGAACUCGCGAGCAACGACAGCAACGUUCGUGUGACUGCGCGUUGGGAUGUUAUUAGAGAGAAAGCGAUUUCUGUCGCAACCGUGCCGAAAACGGACACGAACGUUUUCGUUAUUCGGGAACGCGUCGCGUCACCAAUUUUCACGGUCGUGUGUCUUGUGCUGGAUUCGCAGAAAUACGUCGACUUCGAUAUUGAAACUAGAGAAAACGAUUUCCCGGAAGCCUACGUCGAACGUUUUGUCGAAGGACGUCGUGUUUGUUUCAACCAAUUCGUGGCCAAAUAGAUUCUCCAUGAAUUUCUUUAACCAAUGUAUAGCUGUAUUUUUAUUGGCAAUAAGUUGUAUUAUUCAAGUUACCGUUAUUCUGAGAAUCUCGGUAUAAAGAUGUGCGAAAAUGACCCUUACUCUCUUCAUCUUACUUUACAUAUCAAAUUCGGGCAUUUCGUUAUCCCGAAUACCCCAAUGAGUGAUAUCGUACCGAAAAUAUAACGAGGCUUAUACUCUUAUAGCUUCAUAUCCGCUUCGGCCGUUAAGUGCAGUAUUUGCUUAGCGUAGUGAAAUCUACGUUCUCUAUGGAAUAAUGCUCAAGUGUUACGUUUUUCCUCGCAGUCUUUUUUUUUUAACUUCUAAAGUAAAGAGACGCGACCACGCGUUUCUAACGAAUGAUGUAUCUGGACAAUGCGAUAAGCGCAUAAUUAUAAAUAUAACGUUACAUCUCGUUUUUAUGAAGCUCUGCUUUAAAUAUAAUUUAUCGUUUAAUUUCGAAUAUAUUAUAUACGAAGCUUCUAUUUAUUUAUUCGAUAUCUCGUCGAAAAAUUCUUUCCAGGCAAAAACGAUCGAUUUAAUUGAUCAACUUAAAUUCGACUA